This is a messenger RNA of Pelobates cultripes (western spadefoot toad), 8233 nucleotides long. Lineage: Eukaryota; Metazoa; Chordata; Amphibia; Anura; Pelobatidae. The record is from the annotation of a GenBank genome assembly.
GGUAGAUCAGACACCUUCCAUAUUCAGAAGCCAUAGCCAAGAAAUGCCCCAAAUAACCACAUGUGACAAACUUAUUAAAUUGUACUAUUUCUCUUUAUUUUGAGUUGUGCAGACAGGAAAUGGGAUUAUCCAGCAAUUCCAUCGAUGUCACAAACUCAGAGGAUGAUUCCACAUCCCCUUCUAAAAACAAGGUAUAGUACUGUGUGUACCAUGACGUGCAUCGCCUUAUACAAGGAGUGAGCAUCUCUGCACCGUUUAACUCUUCUUCUGUCAUGAGUCGUACAUCACAGGUUCCAUAACAUAAGUAUGAAGAUAUUUUGGGUCACAAAGGCAUCCUGAAAGUACUGAUACAACUUUGUGUGUCCCUUGUAAACUUCACUCCAUUAUUAAUUUUCAUUUAGUGAGCCUAUGUCAGUAAGGCCUUUUAGUAAAUUUGACAUAUAAAAGGUUGCAUGUUAAGAGUAAAUAUGGGUCUAGUUUUACUUGUAUUUAUACAGAAAAGCUUAUACAAGUAAUAUUGAUGAAAUGGUUCUCUGAUAGAAAGGUGAUGGCUUUCUGUAAUGGCAAAUAAUGCAGGUUUUCUUGUGCAGGAGAUAAUCGUUGCCCCUGGGGAGCACCCACUGCAAUACAAGUACACAUUCUGGUACUCUCGUAGAACACCAUCCCGGCCAGCAAGUACCCACAACUAUGAGCAGAAUAUCCGACAGUUCGGCACCGUAGCCUCAGUAAGUGUCUCUUAUUAAACAAUAGUUCUUGUCUCAAUCCCUAAAAUACUAUUACACUUACACAUAGAUCAGUUACUAGAAUUGCCUGCCACCUUCUCAUACUCACUAUGGCAUGUAAACCGCCAGAAUGCCAGGCUCACCCUCACGCACUAUAAAAAUUUAUGUACAGCACAGACGGGUACACUGCCAACUUCUCAUUCUCAAAUCUAGCCACAUGGUUCUUUUUAAAUGAAAAUUCCAGGCACCAUAAUAACUUAAUUGCGGAGUGGUCGUUUAAGUGUAAUAGCCAUUUAUUGGUGCCGCACCAUUUAAGAGCUUGUCAUUACGCCUUGAAAUAUAAACCGCCCUGUAACGGAUCAACGGGCACCCCGAAUGAAUACCUCCGUUGAAGGAUGCUCCUAGUGCUUCCUGAGGGCUCCAAGCACUCCAGCCGACACCAUAACCACUGGAGACUUCUCCAGAGAGCAAGGCAGGAACAAGCUCUUACAAGAGCUUAGUAAUGAUUUUAGCAAGGGAGUAUGACAAGCAUAGCAAUCCCUUGUAGCAAAUUCCCCCCAAUAAGAGACAGGACUCAGAUUGAGGGUUAAGUAGAACUGCGAGAGCUGUGGGUUUAUUGUUCUUAAAUACACAUUAUUACACAUUAGUACCACCCACAGGGUUUUUUAAAACAACCAAUAAACACGUACAAUACACUCAGACACUCCCACACAAAAUCCUCCCCUCUGCCUGUGAUACAAUUACCUUACACAAUGGGUAAUGUAAUUAUAACAAGCAGAGAAAUACAGUUUUAGACAAUAUUCAUAACUUUACAAGUAUGCAUCACAUUCACAAAACUUACAUUUUCAGAAUCAGCAUAUCCAAAUACAAACAUACGUCAAAAUCAUACAAAUUGGUCCAGUAGGUCAAAAGUUAGAUCGUAGUCCUUUGUGACCAAAUGAAGCAUGGCUUUUCUGCCCAAAACCAGUUCCACAGAGUCUUCUAUCCUGGAGAUAAUUGGGAAGUAAUCCAAUUAUCUCCAAGGACAGAGGCAAAACUCCAUUAGCCACAUGGUAGCAAAAGACAAUAAAAUACAUAAAUAAAUAUAACUGUGCAGCUAUUGCAUAAAACAGGUACAUUCAACAUAUCCCCAGAUAGCUCAGACCUGAGCGCACAUUAUUACUGAAUGGUGCUCGGAUCACAUAUAUACAGUUCAAUUGCCAUGGAGCCAAAGUCUUUCACAUAGUCUUUCGUUAUACGAAUGGGCUCCAUGGCAUAGCUAUCUGGGGUAUCACAGUUCAAAAAGGGAAAGUACCGAAUGAUCCGGCUUUCGGGUCUUUGCAGGGGAAAAUCAAGCAUUUCAACAUGGGGCCAUAGUCAGGGAGCAGGAGGCUGGCAAUCAGUCUUCUCCAGUGGCGAGGCUGGUUCCGCCACACGCCCACACUACAAAUUACGACAUCACAAAAUGUAAAGACUGCAACGGUGCCAGCCCAUGUACAUUAUCUCUGGUCUUCGUGUACACACAGGUGGAACAGUUCUGGAGAAUAUACAGCCAUAUAGUACGUCCAGGAGACCUUACAGGAUACAGUGAUUUUCAUCUCUUCAAAGAUGGCAUCAAACCCAUGUGGGAAGUGAGUGUUAUAUGUGACAUGGUCUAUUAAGGACUACCUAUUCACUGUGAGUGAUAUACUUUGUGUAUGGACUGGUAUGCAGUGUCUGUGCACAGUGAGCGAUCUAAUGUGUGUAUAGACUGGUAAGCACGGUCUGUGCACAGUGAGCGAUCUAAUGUGUGUAUGGACUGGUAAGCACGGUCUGUGCACAGUGAGCGAUCUAAUGUGUGUAUGGACUGGUAAGCACGUUCUGUGCACAGUGAGCGAUCUAAUGUGUAUAUAGACUGGUAAUCUCGGUCUGUGCACAGUGAGCGAUCUAAUGUGUGUAUGGACUGGUAAGCACGUUCUGUGCACAGUGAGCGAUCUAAUGUGUAUAUAGACUGGUAAUCUCGGUCUGUGCACAGUGAGCAAUCUAAUGUGUGUAUGGAUUGGUAAGCACGGUCUGUGCACAGUGAGCAAUCUAAUGUGUGUAUGGACUGGUAAGCACGGUCUGUUCACAGUGAGCGAUAUAAUGUGUGUAUGGACUGGUAAGCACGGUCUGUGCACAGUGAGCGAUAUAAUGUGUGUAUGGACUGGUAAGCAGUGUCUGUGCACAGUGAGCGAUAUAAUGUGUGUAUGGACUGGUAAGCACGGUCUGUGCACAGUGAGCGAUCUGGUAAUGUCUGUGCACAGUGAGCGAUAUAAUGUGUGUAUGGACUGGUAAGCACGGUCUGUGCACAGUGAGCGAUAUAAUGUGUGUAUGGACUGGUAAUCACUGGUAAGCUCUGUGCACAGUGAGCGAUAUAAUGUGUGUAUGGACUGGUAAGCACGGUCUGUGCACAGUGAGCGAUGCACAGUGACAGUGAGCGAUAUAAUGUGUGUAUGGACUGGUAAGCACGGUCUGUGCACAGUGAGCGAUAUAAUGUGUGUAUGGACUGGUAAGCAGUGUCUGUGCACAGUAGCGAUAUAAUGUGUGUAUGGAUGGUAAGCACGGUCUGUGCACAGUGAGCGAUCUAAUGUGUGUAUGGACUGGUAAGCACGGUCUGUGCACAGUGAGCGAUAUAAUGUGUGUAUGGACUGGUAAUCACGGUCUGUGCACAGUGAGCGAUAUAAUGUGUGUAUGGACUGGUAAGCAGUGUCUGUGCACAGUGAGCGAUAUAAUGUGUGUAUGGACUGGUAAGCACGGUCUGUGCACAGUGAGCGAUCUAAUGUGUGUAUGGAUUGGUAAGCACGGUCUGUGCACAGUGAGCAAUCUAAUGUGUGUAUGGACUGGUAAUCAUGGUCUGUGCACAGUGAGCGAUAUAAUGUGUGUAUGGACUGGUAAUCACGGUCUGUGCACAGUGAGCGAUAUAAUGUGUGUAUGGACUGGUAAGCAGUGUCUGUGCACAGUGAGCGAUAUAAUGUGUGUAUGGACUGGUAAGCACGGUCUGUGCACAGUGAGUGAUAUAAUGUGUGUAUGGACUGGUAAGCAGUGUCUGUGCACAGUGAUUGAAUUAAUCUGCCGUGAUAGAAAAGAAAGGCUGUCCUGAUUAUUGCAUCUUCAUCAUGUUACUUUAUUUAAAUCUUGGGAGGGAUUAAACCUGUAGUUAAAAUUCUGAACACUUUAAUUUUUGUUCUAAGGAUGAAGCUAAUAAGAAUGGUGGAAAGUGGAUUAUUCGCCUCCGGAAGGGUCUGGCGUCUCGUUUCUGGGAGAAUAUUAUCCUGGCCAUGUUAGGGGAGCAGUUUAUGGUGGGAGAGGAGAUCUGUGGGGUGGUGGUCUCUAUUCGUUUCCAGGUGGGUUAUUCUCAAUCAUGUUCACUAAUGUGAAGGGUGUCAUAUACAUAUAUAUUGCACUUCUUUACCAGUUUGCAUGUCGGUGGUUUUUGUUGGUUAUUUUUAUGUGUUUUUUUUGCAAUCCUCCUGGCUAGAAGAUGCCUGGGUUACUUUGUGGCCUAUACCAACCUCAUACAUGUUUGAUAUUUUCUACUGCAACCUUUGUUUUCCCAAUAUCAUCUAACAUUUUUUAAUGUCCAGGAUCUUUUUCACUUUGCUGAUCUCACAGUUUGUCAGUUAUUCUUAUAAUGCUGGCCUUUUGCUGUGUUCUUUUAUAAUCUCUCCUCUCUCUCUGUGUAAUCUUUGUUGGAAACACUGUUUUAGCUUUGCUUCCAAGAGAAAUGUUUGCGUAGUCUCUCAAUCUGAGAUCUUUCAUUUCUGUUUGUAUAACUCCUUGACACAGUCUCCCCUGCUCUCUCAGUAAAUCAGGUUGUUCCUUGGUAUUACCUGGAUUUUGGUUUUCACUCCCCGCAAUCCAUCCUGUGCUAGUCAUAGUUUAUGGAUAAUUCUCUUUGUAUAUAUCUCUGCACAACACUACUCUCUUAUAUAGGCUUAUGUUCUCCCUGCAUGUCCAACAUACCGACUUGGUUUAAAUCCACAGGCAAGGUUUCCAGCAGGUAAAAUACAGCAAUAUCCCAACAGCAAUCCCAAUAACUGGAUGACACACAGUUUCAGGAGCAGAACUGAAAGCUUUAAUCCACAGUCUCCUUUUAAAGCAUGGUCCCAUGCAAGGGAGGGAUUUACAACAUUAGUACAGUAGCCAAUUCUGUCCUGGUAUAUAUAUGUCCCUUAAAUAUAUAGCAUGCUCCUCCAGCUGUUCGAGAUUCUCACCCAAUUACCUGUUCAUUCCCCUAACAUCUUACCAAUAGCUGCUUCUCUGUUAACUCUUUCAGCCAUCACCUCCAAACUUCCCCUGCUACCUUUUGUCUCAAAUCCCCCUGGUAUCCUUUAGAUUGUAAGCUCAAGGGCCAUCUAGCUAAGCACUUUGUAUAAAGAGCUCCAAUGGCUAGAUAUCAGCUUACGGGCAGGGCUCUCUUACCUCUUGUAUUUGUUUGUGUAUAUUGUAUGUUUCUCAACUAAUUGUACAGCGCUGCGGAAUCUGUGUGCGCUUUAUAAAUUAUAAUAAUAAUAAUAUGUGUAUCCUAAUGAUUAAAUGCAUUGGAUUGGCUCAAAUCGGCACGGUGCUGGUCCAAAUGCUGUUUUGACCAAUUGAAUCAAUGCAUCUCUAUGAGCAAAAUUCAGCAUCUCCAUGCAGAGCUUGGGGACGCUGAACGUUAUUGCUGCUUUUUCGGCAGCACUGACCCAGGAAGCACCUCCAGUGGCCAUCUAAGGAGUCGCCUCUUGGACGUGUCCCUAGAGGCAAUGUUAACACUGCUUUUUCUCUGAAAAGGCUGUUUUACAUGGGAAAAAAGCCUGAGGGGAACUAUUAUACUCACCAGAACAACUACAUUAAGCUGUAGUUGUUCUGAUGACUAUAGUGUCCCUUUAAUGUAGUUGAUAUGGUGAGUAUAGUAUGUCCCUGCAGGCAUUUUAAUGUAAACGUUUCGUUUUUCUAUGUGCAGUUUGUUACUGGCGGUCUGUGUGUCCAUCUGCCAUACUCACACCUUAUCUCCCCACAGGAGGAUCUCCUUUCUAUCUGGAACAAGACGGCCAAUGACCAGCUGAGCACAGUGCGAAUCCGGGACACGUUAAGAAGAGUUUUAAAUCUACCUCCCAAUACAAUCAUGGAAUACAAAACUCACACGGACAGUCUCAAGUAAGCCCUAUACAAUCUCCUUGUUUUCGUAGAUCAGCCAGUGAGCUGGUUCAUUUGGUUAAAGUGGCAAAAAUAGUGUAAAAUGUUUUCAUAUCUAAUUGUCAGCAAGGACAACUGUAAAAGCUACCCAGCACGAGUACUGAAGGUUUGUUGUGAUGUAAAAUGUUUAGUAGAUUCCUGAAGCCGUCCAGUGAUAAGUUACUCUUUCAGUGUUUCCGUAUCUUAUUUAUUUAUUCACAGUUUAAAGUUAUCCAUGCCGCAGUUUAUUAUACUGCGAGUCAUGUGGAAUUACAAAAUCACAUUUACAAACAUUUCUGUUACGUAAACCUCCCAUGUAACGGGCCUCUUCUAAUCUCAGUAUGUCUGGAGACUUCAUUUUAUCGCUCAUAUUUCUCCGUCUCACUUGGAAUUUCAUUUAUAUAUUUAUAUAUAUAUUUUUUUUAUUUUUUUUUAUUCUUCCAGGGACAACUCAAGUUUUCGAAAUACAAAAAUUACCGUAUAGCACCCAGGGCAUGUGUUUUCUCAAUUACCUCUUAAACGGCCGUGCAGGCAUGAAUGUAUCCAUGGCCUGGGACAAUAUGUGGGUAAAACCUUUUCCAUCCUGAAAAAAUCAUGAAUCUGUUCUACAAAUGAAUACUUGGUCUCAGGGCAGCCAUUACUAUAUGCAAAUGAGAACUCGUUGAAAGCCACUUUACCCCAACUUGCCGUCCAUCUUACUGCAGAGGUUUCUGGAAAUACCCGUAACGCAGCAAUGGUAGUAAAAUGCUAAGGGUGGGCGUAGAUCCAGUGCGUGGCAACUCAGUGUGCCUUUAUAGGGGUUGAGGGGGAAGGAAAGCAAAAUAAAAUGACACAGAAUGACGUCUUUUUAUUAAAUUAUUAAUAAGAUUAAUAAAUGGCAUUUGUACCUAGAGUUAUUUUGUUUUUUUGUUUUUUUUUCUCUCUCUAGUGUGGUUGUAGGGGUGUCAGAUCCUCCGUGUUUCCUUGGACUAUAUUACACUUCCUGCCCUGAAGCGUGGCGUACUGCAAAUAAAAUAAUAGAGCCAUAUGUAACUCUAUAAGUGGGAGCCAUAUGAAAAAGUUCAAUAACAUUUUUUUCCAAAUUGUUUUUCCUUAGAGCUCAUGGCUUCUCUCUUACCUAAAUGAUGUUUGCAGCAUUAGAUUGGCAAUGCCUUCUUCAAUACCAAUAUAUUACAGAAUAUAUUGACCAUAACCAUCAUUGUUAGACUAUCGCUUAUGACCGGCAGAUCCCCAAUACAUUGGCAAAAUCAGGCCCUGACAUAGGCUAGUCUUGUUUCAGUCAGUUGGAUCCAAUACAAGAAUCCGCACUAGGAAUUAAUGAUCACUGCUCUAAGCUAAUAUUUCCUGGAGCUGCAUGGUAUUUAUUUAGGAUUAAAUACAGUAAGUAUCUGUUUUCUUGCAAAAAACACUUUCCUUCCUCCCCCACGGCUGGCCGGGAAAAGGAAGUUUAAUCAAUAAAUAAUAGGAUAAACAGAAUUGGAAAAUAUUUAAAUUUUUAGCUAUAUUGGCCUAAAGUGUACGGAUCCCUUGUUAUUUCUCCACAAUUCCUAGUUUACUGAAUAAACCGCUCUGACUCAACUGAUAUGAGGUUAGUCAUAGGAACAUACUAACCUAUGUAAUAGUGCCCAUAGAGGGUGGCUCCCCUAUAGCUCCGUCUUCUAAACGUGUUAAAUAAAGAACUUGUACAGUGCUAUUUAUACACAAUAAAUGUAUAACAACAUAUUUGUUUACACAAUGACACAUUGCUUUCUAAAACUAGAUGUUCUCUUAUGACAGGUUGAAAAUCUGGGGUCAAACAUUUAUUUUCUAGAAAUUCAGGUCAUUUUAGCUGUUAUGAGUUACAGCUCCUGUCAUAGUCAUGUUGUCACGUAAUUCCAUUUUUAUUAGCCACCACCAUGUUCCAUAGCGCUGUACAAACAUACACGUGAACUUACAAUCUAGAAAAGUGGCACUUUUACACAAGUAAACUUUUAUACAGGGACACUGCUAUGCCUCCAGCUUUUUGUCAGUGCUGGAUAUUUAGAGAUGUUAUGCAGAAGAAAACCGGCCGUGUCGCUGUAACUGUACAGGGGUUUUAAUCCACGGGUCACCUUAUGCAUUGUACUCAGGUCCCCUCUCACUGGAAACUCAGAAGUCAAGGUGUGACUCAUUCAAGGUGAGUAGAGGCCGUCGUCAUUCUCAAAGGGUCUGUCUGGGGCCGUGUUAAAGUGUCCCAUGAGGAAGAUGGCAAGUGUUCCUGCUACAAACAAUGGGAGCAUACCCCAAAAGCAGAGAACGUCCAAUACCUUUCCAAUCAUUAUCCAGUUUUCCAUCUCCUGAACAAUGAGACAGAGGGGAAACAGAAAAUUAGAUUAUUA